Molecule: messenger RNA, 1899 nt
Organism: Zea mays
Lineage: Eukaryota; Viridiplantae; Streptophyta; Magnoliopsida; Poales; Poaceae
Exons: 3
Coding region: 311-1558 (415 amino acids)
Biological process (GO): signal transduction; protein phosphorylation
Cellular component (GO): cytoplasm
Molecular function (GO): ATP binding; protein kinase activity
Source: RefSeq, marked provisional
GUCUCGUCUCGUCUCGUCUCCCUCUCUCUCGUCCGGUCCUCCCUCCCCUUCCUGAGGCGUUCCCUCUCUCUCCUCCCCUUUCCUCUGCUGGUCUCUACUCUCUUGUCAUCGCACCCGUCUCCCCGCUCUGACUCCGUCCCGAGCGGCCGACUCCGCCCGCGCCGCCGCCGCCGCCGCCUCGUCCCGAUCGACCCCCGAAUCGCCGGAAACCGUGGACUUCGCGAGGUUGUGUCUUUACCUCCGAGCGGUGUAGGGAAUAUAACAGGGUGACAGCUGAAUUGCAGAAAAAAGGAGGACAUUUGGUUGUUGCAUGAUGGUGGAAGGCCCCAAUUUCGCUGGCCUGAUUGGUGGUCAUGACAAUGGUGGGAAUUUUUGCGACAUGGCAUACUACCGGAAACUCGGUGAGGGCUCAAACAUGUCGAUAGAUAGCCUUAACAGCAUGCAGACCAGCACGCAUGGCGGCUCCAUUGCAAUGUCUGUGGACAAUAGCAGUGUAGGGUCCUGCAGCUCCCAUACUAGGAUGCUCAAUCAUCCUGGCCUCAAGGGACCUGUUGUUGGCAAUUACUCCGUCGGUGGGCACAGUAUUUUCCGUCAUGGACGGGUGUCUCAUGCCUUGAGCGAUGAUGCGCUAGCACAGGCGUUGAUGGACCCAAGGUACCCGACUGAGACACUCAAAGAUUAUGAGGAGUGGACAAUUGAUUUAGCCAAGCUCCACAUGGGAAUGCCCUUUGCACAGGGCGCCUUUGGAAAGCUCUACAGGGGUACCUACAAUGGGGAAGAUGUUGCCAUUAAGCUUUUGGAGAGGCCAGAGGCUGAUCCAGAGAGAGCUGGGUUAAUGGAGCAGCAGUUUGUUCAAGAAGUUAUGAUGCUUGCAACCUUGAGGCACCAGAAUAUUGUUAAAUUUAUUGGAGCAUGCAGGAAGCCAGUGGUUUGGUGCAUUGUGACGGAGUAUGCCAAGGGUGGAUCAGUUAGACAGUUUCUAGCGAAGAGGCAGAAUAGGUCGGUUCCACUAAAACUGGCGGUUAAGCAAGCAUUGGAUGUUGCAAGGGGGAUGGCCUAUGUUCAUGGUCUUGGGUUCAUCCAUAGGGAUCUUAAGUCAGAUAACCUCUUGAUAUCUGGUGAUAAAUCUAUCAAGAUAGCUGACUUUGGAGUAGCUCGCAUUGAAGUAAAAACUGAGGGGAUGACACCUGAAACGGGAACCUACCGUUGGAUGGCACCAGAGAUGAUUCAGCAUAGGCCAUAUGACCAGAAAGUUGAUGUCUACAGCUUUGGCAUUGUGCUGUGGGAGCUCAUAACUGGCAUGCUCCCUUUUGCUAACAUGACAGCAGUGCAAGCUGCUUUUGCUGUGGUGAACAAGGGUGUCCGCCCAGCUAUACCCCAGGACUGCCUGCCCACCCUCGGUGAGAUCAUGACCAGGUGCUGGGAUCCAAAUCCUGAUGUCCGUCCGCCGUUCACUGAAGUUGUGAGGAUGCUGGAGCAUGCUGAGGUGGAGAUCCUGAGCACUGUCCGCAAGGCCCGAUUUCGGUGUUGCAUCUCCCAACCGAUGACCACCGACUGAAUCAAACAGAAGAGAGUCGAAAAGAACUCCAUGCAAGCAUAAUUGAGUAAAUUUAUCUUGUGUCCAGACUUCGCUCAGCUGAAGUAGAAAGCACACCUGAGUGGCUGAGUGUAUGGCCGUGUGUGUGUAUACUCAGGUGUAAGCAUAUUGUCUUUGAAAUAUUCCUGCCAUUAGAAAUAUACCUAGUUCGCGGUUUCAGACUCUUGAGAUGUUUUAGGGCUAGCCUAUGCCCUGACGAAACAUCAUGCAGGCUUCCUAUUCUUGUAAUGUCGUUGUGGCCCUGCUGCUUUGUUCAUGUUAUAACCCUCCUACUGGAUUAUGCAAACACUUUGUUUUGUUGC